Molecule: messenger RNA, 1098 nt
Organism: Ilyonectria robusta
Lineage: Eukaryota; Fungi; Ascomycota; Sordariomycetes; Hypocreales; Nectriaceae
Exons: 4
Coding region: 1-645 (214 amino acids)
Source: RefSeq, a predicted model, not a curated record
AUGGCGACGUUGGAGAAUACUGGGCCUUUUCUCCGCAGCCAGCGUACAGCGACAGGAGCCACCGACGCCGACGCAUCGGAGGGCGCCGCCAAAAUCGAGGCUGGAUCAUGGAUGCUCCCCCAAGCCUCUCAAGCGACGCCCUGGCCCCCCAGCCAAGACACGUUGUCUGUCAUGGUUCCUCAGAGUUUUUCGACAACGCGCGAGCGGACGAGUCCAUACCACAAAGAACGAACGAACGAACGCCUACACAUGGCCAGCUGGGGCUGGACUCGCCGUUGCUUUGCUGGUGCGCUGGGACUUGCCACCAGGGGCAGUAGGCCCGAUGCCAAGAACCCCAAGAUACUGUGGAUGGAUGGAUGGAUGGGUGCUCUGCCACGGGCAUCCAAAGGCGGCCACGAGGUAACUUUGAAACUAUUUGAACACAACUUGCAUGCUAAGCCAACCAUGCCGGUAACGGCUGCUCGAGAACAGCCUCUGCAGCCACGCACGAAUCCUCCGUCGACGAGAUCCAUCGGCAGUGGACCUUGGGAUGACCCCAUUUCUGCCCUACCAAUCUGUCCUCGCACAGCGGCGGCCGCGUCCGGGGUUGCGUCGUACAAGCACGGGGAUUGGCGCGCGGCUGUUGCCCUUCACAGCAAGGUUUAGACCAUGUUGACCAGCGCCCGCUCAGACAAUCUGGCACCAGCGCACCACGCAGCUUCUGCCUGUUGUGUGCUGUGUGUUGUCUUGUUGUCCUGGCACCGCGCUAUCUUGGCUUGUCUUGUUCUUGUCCGACCCACUGGCCCUGGGCGUGGCUGUACAGUUUUGGCGCAGGCUUGGGUGACACAAAGGGUCUCGUCAGUGGUGUGCUCGUAAGACAUGACUCCACAAUAUCGGAUCGAUCAUGGUGGCUUCGUGCAUUACACGCGGGUAAUAACAUCCUAGAUCUGUCAGAUCUCCUGGUCUGGGUGGUUGUCAAACCGAGGGCGUGUGUGGGAAUCCGAAUCAAGGGCGGCUUUAGUUCGAUGGCACGCGUUUGAUGGAGGUCUCAUGGCCUCAUCUAGUGGUGGCCAACAUGUCUGAUAUGCGACGCAGCGUCAAGUGUUUCUGCAUACGGGA